Hydatigera taeniaeformis is the source of this 222-nucleotide messenger RNA. Lineage: Eukaryota; Metazoa; Platyhelminthes; Cestoda; Cyclophyllidea; Taeniidae. The record is from the annotation of a GenBank genome assembly.
CCACGAACUGAGCUGUGGGCGGAGGAUAUGGAUCGCCGCAUUAGCUGUGCCAUUGACUACGGUCGCAAACGUCGUUUCCUUAACGACGGUGACAAUGUUGUAGUGGUAACAGGCUGGAAGGCCGGAUCAGGUGCCACCAACUCUCUGCGUAUCAUUCAACUUGGCACUCCUGCGGAGACUCAUGUUCUUGGUGUGCCAGAACUCAAGGAUUUUAAGGACUAG